AUGCUUGGACGACUCACCCACUACGCAUUCGAUGCGGUGCUCUUCUCCGCCUUUCUGGCCGGCGUCAAACGCUCUACUGGUCUCACGUAA
Penicillium diatomitis is the source of this 90-nucleotide messenger RNA. RefSeq lists its product as uncharacterized. Gene Ontology annotation, cellular component: cytoplasm. The transcript is spliced from 3 exons. Bases 1 to 90 code for a protein of 29 amino acids. Lineage: Eukaryota; Fungi; Ascomycota; Eurotiomycetes; Eurotiales; Aspergillaceae. The record is from RefSeq and is a predicted model, not a curated record.